This is a messenger RNA of Exophiala mesophila, 1254 nucleotides long. RefSeq lists its product as uncharacterized. The record is from RefSeq and is a predicted model, not a curated record. The coding region runs from base 120 to 905 and encodes 261 amino acids. The transcript has 2 exons. NCBI's taxonomy places the organism in Eukaryota, Fungi, Ascomycota, Eurotiomycetes, Chaetothyriales, Herpotrichiellaceae.
CACCACCUUUCUCAAUCAAAGCAGGCUUUCAGAGCUACCUGAUCCGUGCCACCAACUCAACAAACCUUCCAACCCUCAGCCAGCAAAGUCACUUGCCUCAGUCAGAAGUAACCAAGAUCAUGGCCACUGCUGCGUCGUCCCUCGAUGCUGCGUCUGGGAAUGAACGUUUCAAUUCUGAGGCGGCCAGUUGGGACAGUAAUCCAUUCGUCCACGAGGCGAGCAAGCACGCCUUGAAGGCCAUCAAUCAACGGUUCCCCGCUUUGAGGCCCGCAGCUGGAUCGACCGGCCUCAACGUCCUCGAGAUCGGAUGUGGUACGGGACUGUUAAGCUUCAUGACGGCUCCGUUGGCCAAACAAGUGGUCGCCAUUGAUGCAGCUCCUGGCAUGAUCGAGGUUCUCAAAACGAAGUUAAAAGCACCAAACUCUCCUGACAAUAUUGUUCCAGUAGCGGUCCUACUAACGGACCCCGAGGAUCCCUCGCUUCCUCCAGCGAAUAAAGACUCCCCUGACGGUGCACGUUUGAAGUUUGACUUAAUCACCUCACAUCUCGUUUUACACCAUGUCCCUGAUUUGGAGGGACUUCUGACCACCAUGCUCGGAUGUCUAAAUGAUAGUGGCAUGGUGGCUUUGACCGAUUUUGAAGACUAUGGCCCAGAAGCAAAGGCCUUCCACCCUCAAGCCAAGCUGGAGGGUGUCGCAAGACAUGGCAUUCACAUCGAUACAAUGGAGAAACUCAUGAACAAGGUUGGCUUCGUCAACGUCAAAGUCGAGCGGGCCUGGGCUAUGGACAAAAUGGUGGAAAAGUUUGAAGGAGAAUUCAUCGGGGGCAAGCCAGGACCGGGACAAGGCGAGGUCAGGAGUAUCCCCUUUGUGCUCAUCACUGGUCAGAGGAAGUAUUGUUCAUAGACGUCCCGCGAUGUCACCGACAGAGAUUCAACAUACUCAGUACACUGUGGGCAAUUAGCAUCGACUAGAACAUGUCACAGCUUUUUCCAGAAGGGGUCCACUCAGUCCCAUCAUCCAUUUUCGAGGGCAACAUGAAAAAUCGACCUAUGUUCUGGCUGACGGGUCAUGUGGUCGAGGCAAGGAAUGAUCUGAGCGUUUCCAAUCUAGUAGAAGGUUAAACGGUUGCAUCAGCUAGCACAGGCCAUCGAUUGACCACCAAAGGUAAAGUCGUAUAGCGACGAGAAAAGCUGAAGCUUUGCACGGUUCAAGUUUUAUUUCUGUCCAGUCAACAACCCUGACAAGAAUUGAC